AUUACACCUUAUUUUCAACGUUCUAACGCAGGCUCCCCCCUUAAGCGGGCCAUUCCUCGUGUCUCGCGGCCUGUCAAGAUACAUGUUUACCAUUCAUCUCCGCCAGACCGUGGAUCUUUUUCUACUGUACAGAGAAUAAUGCGACAACGACAUUAUUCUCUGACUCGGUGAUGGCUCGCGGUGAUCUCCAUCCUCCGCGGUCCUAACGGGUGACCUCGACGAGAACACAAACUGACCUGAAAGUCUGCAUCCGCCCCGAUGCACCUGACACUUUCUUAAAUCGAGUCUCGAGCUUAUCUGCAUACAAUCGAUCUCAUCGCGUAAAAGAUAGCGCUCCCGAUAGACGUAGUAGUUUAUCUCGCACGUGUCAGCGUCUACGUGUAAUCCGUCACCCUGUUUUUAUGCGUGUGCUAAUACGUGCUAAUAUACGACAGAUACUUUGUUACAUAUCUUGUCUAUUUCUUUAAUAUCUCUCCACGUACUUGAAAGUAAUCAAGCUGAUAAAGCAAAAAAGAGAAUUAUUGUUGAAUUAUUAAUACGAUUAUUUCUUGUUGAAAGCUCACAGCGUGAUAUACGAUAAAUUAUCUAAUGAUCGUUAAUCGAGAUGCGGUUUACGUUACAAAUAAAUCCGUUACGCUUAUGAUGACUUAUUUCUGUGGAAAUAUCUUUACAAUUAUCGCAAAUUAUUUUCCAACGUGGAGUCGUGGACAAUUGAGACUCCGAAUCGAGUCAUUGUCAUUGAACAAUUUUUAGUAACAAAUUUUCUGCACAUGUUUUAAGGCAAAGAACAGUUUCGGCGCGAAUAAUUCUUAAAAGAUUUCGUCGAUUUCAUUGAUCUGUAUCAGGAUCUCGUCACGAUGCGUCCGUCAACCAAAAAUCUCGAUUUGGUAAUCUCAGCGAUCAAGAAUCUUCGCGAGCUCAAAGGAUCCACGUCGCGGGAGAUACUUCGCUACAUCUCGUAUGUUUACGAUGUUCCGUCUGCUGCGGCGCGUCGUCAGAUGCAGAGCGUUUUGAAGCGCGGAGUCGCUUAUGGUAUCCUGAAGAAAACCGGCGACAGUUACAGUCUGCCGACCGACAGCGAGAUUGCACGGACGGAAGUGGCCGUUCAAGAGAUUGGUCUGCUGGACGCAUAUUGUCAGCGGAAGGUUCAACGAUGCGGAGGCUGCAGGACGCGACGUGGCAGGAGCGUUAGACGCGAUCGAAAAAUUGUCUGCAGAUGCAGGAGGAAAAGCGCAGGACGAAGAUUACGAGGAUGCGGGUCAAGAUCUUCCUGCAGCAGAAGAAGGGGUCAAUGCAGGUGUAGAAGUCUCGGUGCCGAUGAUGUCGAGACUGUCGAUGAGAAACCUAACACCAAAUACGAUUUGGAUAGCGACGACUCAACGGGAUCGGACCGGAUCAUGACGAACGUCGUUAAAGAAAUUGUCGAAAAAAAUGGCUCGAGUAGAUCUUUUGUAGAACGAGUUAGCGAUAUAUCGGAAUCACAUUAAUUCUGUAACAAUUUGUUUUGUAAGAUAGAUUUUGUUUCUUUUAUCUGCAUUGCUUUCUGCAAGUCUCCCUCUGCCUCUGUGUCUUGAGCAUUCUUAUAAUGAGAAGAAAUUUACAAAUGUUAUUUGUGUAAUUAUCAGCGCGUCUUCUUAAAUACUUGUACAAAAUCUGAAAACAUGGUAUUUAUGUAUGACGGUUCCAAAUCCUACAUUAAAACGUGAAAUAAAUUUAAAAAACUGUUA
Molecule: messenger RNA, 1727 nt
Organism: Ooceraea biroi (clonal raider ant)
Lineage: Eukaryota; Metazoa; Arthropoda; Insecta; Hymenoptera; Formicidae
Biological process (GO): nucleosome assembly
Cellular component (GO): nucleosome
Molecular function (GO): DNA binding
Source: RefSeq, a predicted model, not a curated record